CAAUUAUUAAUUCUUCAUUAUUAAUAUUGACAUUGUGUUGAUUUUAUGUUUUAUAUUUAAUUUUUUAAUUUUGUUAAAGAACUUAUUGUUCAACUGACUUUCAUGUUUCAAUUUUUGUAAUUUUCUUAAAAUACAUAAUAUCACGUGAGUUUCAUAUUUUUUUAAAUCCCAUAUACGAAAUGAAAAAUAAAUUUUACCUAAGUUUUGAAUGAAAAACUUUAUUUUGAAAAACUAUGUAUUGUAUAAUAUAAUAAUUAUUCAAGUGGAUUAGGUGAAGUUCGGGUUGAGUCGGUCGGGUUAUGGGUUAGUCGGGCUCGAAUCAAUCGGGUUUGGAUUUAAUCAAAUUGCGGGUCAAUCGGGUUCGGGUUAACCGGGUAGCGAGUUAGUCGGGUUUCGUGUUAGUUGGGUUGCGGGUCGGGCGGGUUGCAGGUUGUUGACUUUUAGUCAAUUCGGGUUGUGGUCGGGUUGCGGGUUGCUAACUUUCAAAAAGUUAGAAGCAGGUGAACUUAAGACCUCUAAGCUUAGCAUCACCUUAGCCGCCGUUCGGUCAUUAGCUCGAAGGGUGUUGUGGAGGACAUGAUGGUGAGAGUGGGCAUGUUUUGCUAUCCGACCAAUUUCGCUAGUCUCGACAUAAGUGAGGACUCGGAUAUGCCACUCAUCCUCGAUCGUUCCUUUCUUGCCACCGCCAAGGCAUUGAUAGACGUUAAUAAGAGGACCUUAAUUCUAAGGGAUGGUAAGGAGAGAAUCAAGCUUGAAAUUGACCCUAAGGUUAGGAGUGAUGAAGUGACGGAAGUGGUUUCAAAUGAUGUGAAUGAGAGUGGAGGAGAGCCUCUCAAGGCAAACCCCACCAUUCCUUGUGCUGCUUUUGGUAAUGUGGUGCAGGAAAUGAAGGAAGGUACUAUGCCCAAGGAGAAGAGGAAGAAUGCUUGGAGGAAAAAGAUGAAAGAAGCUUUGGUCCGAAGGAAGGAGAAGGCCAAAGAGAAGUUGGCCUAUCAAGAAGGCCAACUCAUGGAGCCUAAGACGGGAUACUACAAGCCUCGCCCUGAGAGUGUGGUGGAUCCACUCUCAGAGGCAUCAUGAUCCAAGUCGUGAUCGAUCCCCAACCGUCAAGGUAAUGACGAAAAAUUAGCGCUUGUUGGGAGGCAACCCAACGAAGGUUUAUUUUCUUUUCCUUAUUUUCAUUUUUAUGUCGAGUGAAGAUUUCGAGUUGUGAAGUGGUGUCCCUGUGCCAAGUUUUGUGGUUUUGUUGAUUUACGGUUUUGUUGUGAUCGAUUAGGAGGCACGAGGGAAUAGGUUGAGUCAAAUUUUUCUCAGAAGUGUCCUGUUUUCUCUGGUGUUCACGAACGGAUUGCUGCGUUCACGGUCUUACAAGACCAAACAGGCAAACGUGUCCGUGAACUAGACACUUCUGCAUGAUCAUCACCUGUCGCGACUAGCCCCACUUCACGGACGCAUUUAAGUGUUCACGGUCGCUAAGACCGUAAACAAGGCAACGCGUCCGUGAACUCCGAGUUGUGCCUAUAAAAGGGGCUUGAACGU
This is a messenger RNA of Linum trigynum, 1539 nucleotides long. NCBI's taxonomy places the organism in Eukaryota, Viridiplantae, Streptophyta, Magnoliopsida, Malpighiales, Linaceae. The record is from the annotation of a GenBank genome assembly.